Molecule: messenger RNA, 1023 nt
Organism: Paraphaeosphaeria sporulosa
Lineage: Eukaryota; Fungi; Ascomycota; Dothideomycetes; Pleosporales; Didymosphaeriaceae
Product: 3-hydroxyisobutyrate dehydrogenase-like protein
Exons: 2
Coding region: 1-963 (320 amino acids)
Biological process (GO): L-valine catabolic process
Cellular component (GO): mitochondrion
Molecular function (GO): NAD binding; 3-hydroxyisobutyrate dehydrogenase activity; NADP binding
Source: RefSeq, a predicted model, not a curated record
AUGGCCUCAAAUAUAAGAAAAAAGAUGCAAGCAUCAACAAUACUAUACAUAAAUGACAUCAAUGCUUCUGCCUGCAAGCGCUUCCAAGACGAGUACCGCAAGCAUGGGCCAAUAGAGAUUGUGUCGACCGCACGCGAAGCAGCAGAAAAUGCAAAAGUAGUCAUAUCAAUUGUGCCCGGUGCAAAAGACGUGCAAAAAGUCUACUUGGAUGAGACAGAUGGAGUGAUAGCUGCCAGGAAAGAUGAAGAAAGGGUGUUGUGCGAAUGUAGCACGAUUGACGUGAGGAGCACGCGAGAAGUCGGUGAAAAGUUAAAGGAACGAGGAUUAGGAACAUACGUGGACACACCCGUCUCUGGCGGCGUCCCAGCAGCAGAGCGAGGCGACCUUUCCAUGCUCAUCGGCCAUCCCAAACCCUCCGAGGCUAAUACUUCAUCCAAGCGCCUCGAAACCGCCCUCUCAAUGAUGGGCUCUCCUUCAAAGUUCUUCUACCUCUCCUCCCUCGGCGCCGGACUGACUGCAAAAAUCUCGAACAACUACUUGUCCGGCACUAUCCUGCUGGCAACUGCAGAAGCCCUCGCGAUCGGCGUCGCCCAGGGCCUCGACCCCAAGGACCUCUACUCUGUGAUACGCGCGUCUACAGGCCAGUCUUGGAUGUGCGACCACGUCAUGCCAAUACCAAAUGUGACGGAUAGCUGGGUGCCGAGUAAUAGCGGGUACAAGCCGGGUUUCAAGACGCAGAUGAUGCUGAAGGACUUAGGACUUGGGAUCGAGAGCGCGAAACAGGUGGGGCUGAACCCUGUCAUGGCGGAGGCGGCAUUGGAGGUUUGGGAGAGUGCGAGCAAGGACGAAAGGUGUUUCGAUCGAGACGGGAGUAGUGUUUACUUGCACAUUGGAGGGCAGUUGCCAAAAGGGUAUGAGGACAAAGGCAAGAAAAGCGAUGAUGGAUCGUGGCAAUUUGAGUAGGAAGUUACCGAGUGAUGAAGUAUGAGGAUAUUGUUCAUUCUAUGCAGACCCCUAUAGCGC